AAGUCAAUUGGACCAUGGAAGAGACGCUAAUAUCUGCAUGUGCAAAGAAAAAAUAGUGAUGUGAAGAGUGAACAUUUUACAGAAAAGACUAUUUUCAGUUGAAAUGACACAAGCUCCAUCGAUCUUUGAGGUGACGAAAGUAUAGUGCACUCCACGUUACAGAAAUAAAGCUGUUUGGUGAAACAUUGAACGGCGGAGACACCAAAGUUUGAACUCACAAAGACUGCCAAGCCCUAUGCUGGAUGAGAUCCGAGUGUGUUAAAUACAUGAUCAUGGGAUUUCUUCAAUUAAUUGUACAUCGUAAUUAGACAGAAGUUGCCACAAGAACAUCGUUGAGUAUCCAUUCCUGCUCUUUGCAGUCUGUAGUGAGGCCUAGUGCCUCGACUGGCGAGGUGAGUGGCGGAGUGAGUGUUGCUCGUGCUGGCGGUGUCACUAAUGAGGCCGCAGGUGGGAGCGUCGGCGGAGGUAAUCGCGACCUGGAAAAAGUGAGACAACGCGCUCCGUGCUCCUCCCUUAUAUCGCCGACGGCGACCACGUUGGAAGUGUGGUGGUUGAUUUGAGGCCACAGCUGUUCCAAGUGUGUGGCCAGGUGUGAGAGGUGGCACAGGUGUCGUGGUGAACAAGCUAGUCGUCAUGAGUGGGCUGGGGCCCCGUCAUGGCAGCCCCACAACAACAUCCACUGACUAACACCUCGUGCUCAUUCUCCUCUCCUGCCGUUUCUCCCGCUGCUGGAAGCUAUGGUAGUGGAAAAACACCAUUCUGUGGCGACUUGCAUGGUCAGGUGAGUGUCGCCAGCGAUUGCAACGUCCAAAGUCUCGUGUGCUCCAGUGCAACAGUCUCUCCACAACCUAUCCUCACCAAUUCCGCGUCGCGCAAGACUAAACCUUGCUCUCUGUGCGGCACAGCUGCUCUGCGCUCCCAGUCAUCUCUGAUCCCUAAUUCACCAGUCAGUCCCCAGGAACAGCCAGUGGUACUCCUUCAUCGGUUAGAGGACGGACUACCAGAGGGUGAUGUUGACAGUCUCCGUGCCUUUGGGACUAUUCGACUCUUGCCUGUUCAUUGUGGUAAGGUCGAAGGCGUUACAGAUGACAGUAAACAUAAAUGUGACAGAAAAUUUCAAAGUGUUACGAGCCAUGCAAUGGCUCCAGGAAAUUUGGCAUACAGAUCAUUUAAAAGAGGGAAUACUAAAAAACGAUUAGAAUUACCGAGCGUGAGUCAAGGUUACGGUGACCGCAACAAAUCACUAACCAACGAUAUUCUACGUAAGUUCAAAGCUAGUGACAGUCAACACAAUCUCAGUGAAAAGAAAAUCAAAAGCAAUACUAAUUCAGACAGUGGUGGAACCAGUCACCGUGUAAAGAACAGCAGUGAAGCUCAUGUGAAUGAAAACAGUGUAGGGAACAUUUUAAUCUCUGGGGAGGAGACACUCGGCGAACGUUUAAAGACACUUUCCUCCCAGCAAAACCAUCCUCAGUAUUCGACUGUUUCCACCGUUAGCUCAGUGUCUCAGUCCCUUCACCGUGUAUCCAGUCAUCAGCACCAGACGCUCUCACCUCAAGCAGAUACUUUAGAGCGUUCUUCAACAAGCAGGUCUCCUCUUUCAUCCCUAAAUAAUCUAUUAUCACCUCAAACAAGCACAUCGUCUACUGUUAAUAGUCACUCGCACGACAGUACCUCUCUGGCUCACAGCACACAGGACUCCAUUCAUCAACGCUCUGUAACGCCUGACACACAAAUGUCUGUGGUGUGUUCUCCUGUGCUGCCCCUGACGACUGCAGCAAUCUCGUCCCCAUCGCAAAACAUUGAUUCACCAUCUACCAUCUCUCCGCCGGAAUCCCCUCCAUCGCCACCUUCCCCAUUCUCACCAGCCUUUAUGGGUUCCCCUUCGACGUGUGAUCAUGACAAUCUGCAUUCAUCUUGCUCAGCUGACGUACAGCCGUCUUCCUCUCCAUACUCCCCAUGCACUUUACCAUCUUUACCAGCUUCCCCAACAUCCUUGCCUUCGUCAUCCCCUCCUUCCCCAACGCAUUCCGUAGAUUCCCCUCCUGUAUCCCCUGCCACCUGUGAAAACAGUGACAGUCAAGUGCCCUUCCCAGAGACACUUGGGGGUGAUCCACUUGCAGAAAACACUGAUUCAGAGGUUCAGUUGGACACGCUUCUUAAAUCAAAAGUUGAUUUUGAACUCGGUGAGACCAGAGUUAGUGAGGUUGUGUCUCAGUAUCAUCUGAAUCGAACUUGCCAGAAAGAGGUUGCUCACGUACCGUCAGCCUCUGAGACGGAACCAGCACUCUCCGCCCAAAUAUACAUACCAGAAGACACCAGUACUGUUUCACAAAACAGCGAGACCGAAGCUCAUGCUGACCUGUAUCAAGAGGCCUCAACUGACUAUGAGUGUGGAGACCGGAAGAAUAGUCUGGAAGAAGUGGAACAUUUGAAGCCAGACGUUGUGAAAACUUCUUUAAACAGUGAAAGUAACAAUGAAAAUAAGAAUAAAGAAGCAGAGAAAAAUUGCAGUGACUCUAAGAAUUCGUUAAUGAAGUUGGUUUUGAAAGUGAAACAUCCUGCAAAUCAGCAACUUCCUGUGGGGCCUGAAAAAAAGGAGUACAAUAAAGAAAAUGGGAUUCCAAAGAUUGUUCUCACUUGGAAGGGAAAUGGACCCAAUAAAGAGUAUUCGUGCUCAAAUAGGUUAAGAAAUGAGAGUGAAAGUUGCUCUGGUGAAAGUGUGUAUAAUAAGAAGCACAAAUCAAAGAGGAAUAAAAGACAAAAGCCAAAAGACAGGGAAAAGAUGAAAAGGGUGAUAAAAGUUGGGAAACACAAAAGACACGUCGAACUCUUUGGUGAGGACAGUAACGACUCCUGUGAUAUAAUUCAUGAUAACAUUGAUACAAGCGAAGGUGGACAUUCAACAACUGCUUCCAUUGAUGAGCAAAGACUACGGCCAUUUUUCACACCUUGCGCUACAGAGGACGUUCCGUCAUUCCCUGAUGAAAGGAACUUGGCUCCAACACUCUCACUAGGGGAGUCGCCUUCACAUUGUGCCAAAUUUGAAGAGAGUGCAGAGACUGCUGAUACUUUUAAUCUUUCUGAACAGUCGUUGCCACAUUCAUUGCCAUCUGACGUCCCUGACGUCAACACAGACAUCAAGGACAUGACAAAGUCGUCAAUCGAGGACACUGAAGGAACAACAGAAAACCAGCCUGAAUGUACUGAAAAUUAUACUCAUGAAACCUUGAAUCUCACAGCCGAAGUACCAGAAACUCGUGGUGAUGAACCUUCUUGCAUGGAGUUACAACCAGAGGGGAAAGAGACCUCACAAGCAUCGCCAGGUACCAGGCACUCUGGUGAGAUCGACCAGCAGGAUAAGCAAUCUGAAGGUCUGACCUUGAGAAGCCGAAGAAGCAGACAUGUUAAAAAUACAGAGUCAGGCAGGAACUCUGACACUUGCCUGUGGGUGAGUUUUGGUGUGAAUGCCCCGAUGCCACUGCCAGCGACUGACCUGCCCAGUCUUGAACCUGUAUUCACAUCUAGAGAGAAAACGAAAUUGAGGGAAAGUGAGAUUAACGACAGUAAAGAGCAUAUAUCAUCCAAUCAACCAAAGGUCGAGGUUAAGAAACCUUUUUCAAAGGCAACACACAAGGAAAGAAAGGAAAAAGAGAAGACAGAGACACAACCCGAUACCACCAAGCAAUUCACAGAACAUGAUUAUGAAUCGAAAGCCAAAUUUCUCAUAAAACACAUUGACAGUAAAACAGUUGUCUCUCACAGUCACCGUAAAGUUCACUCCACUUCCAGUCAUGAUGACAACUAUGGUGCACAUGGCAAUGGACGCAGCUACGGUGUCUCGACACAUCAUCGCUCUCGACACUCGCAUAAAAGACAACGUAAAUCUGAUGAUGACCGAGAAGAGGCCGUCACAAAGGAAAUAAGUUCCCGCCAGCAAAACUCACUAGAUGGUCCUGAGAGAGAUGAUAAUGGAAGUCAAGUAAAUAGUAUUAAAAGUGAUAAAGAAAAAUCAGCGACUUCACAUUUCACUACUGAUUAUGGUCCAGAUGAUGUUCAAAUGAAGACUGAAGAGAUAUCUAGCGCCAAAGAAUUAUGUCCAUUGCUUAACCCUUCAUCAAGUGUUGAUGAUAGUAAAGAAGACCAUAAAAAGUCACCAAACAACAUCUCCUCACAUGAAGAAAAUGAAGUAAACGUUAAACCAGAAAAACUAGUGAACUUGAAGACCGAAGAAACUUCUGAUGACCAAUAUUACCGACCCAAGAAAAUGAGAAAAGCCUUCAAUAAUAGAAUUACUACAAAUCACCAUAACGAAAGCGCAUCCAUUGAUCAAAAGACAACCAAACAUCAGACCGACGAAAAGACAGUUACUGAUCAACCAGAAGACUGCAACGCUCAGGUUUCUCUAAAGUUUUCAUCUUCUGAAGUAGUCACUACUACUUACUCCUCAGGAAUGCAUACAGUAGAAUCAGAAUCGUCUAUGGUUGAGUGUCACACCGCAGAAGUUAAAACUGAUGUACCCUGGAGACCACACGAAGAAAUAACAAAACCGGAUGUGCUUUCCAGAAGUCCAAAUAACAGUGAAACUUCUAACGAACAGAGAAAACGCAAGCACCCGUCCCCUACGCCUCAGGGACAGGACCUCGUCACCAGAGUAGGCGUGGAAUCCGUAGAUGAGCAAUCCAAACAGGCUACCGAAGGAAGGAAAGAAGAAGCCUCAGACAAGUCAGUGAGCUUCAAAAAGGACACCUCUCCGAAUAGCGAGGAUAACGAAAAUAAAGAAGCUUCAAAGAAAGAAAAGGAAAAACGGAAAAAGCCACGCAAGGAGAAACGAAAAGACGGGUCACGUCCGGGGAGUCGGUGCGCCGUGCUCCAGGAGGCCCAGUUCCGACGGGAGGUGGAGCACGAGGGACGGGGGCGUCGCUUGGCACAAGAGAUCAAAGGCUUCAAUUGGCUCGAGCAAAAGAUCAAAAACAACUCUUUGCUCUCAUCCCGCGCUGUUCCCUCCACACCAACAACCAGUUCGUCAGGCAAGGAGCUCGAGUCUCCCUCCAAGAGUGUCUCAUCCACUCCCACCGCUCCCUCAUCUCAAUUCACUUUCAGCAGCAAAGACGAAGAACAAGCCAGGAAGAAUUCGUUCAGUGGAAGCAGUAGCAACAUUGGAUUUAAAAGACAUCUUCAGACAGCAGUACCUCCCCUGAUACCUUCAUCAAAAGUCACAGCCCUUCCUAAGCGACGGCCAUCCUUGGGCACCACCACACCACCAUGUUCAGCUCCACCAGCUCUCUGUAGUACUACAACUGUACCUAGCAUGACUGUUCCAGGUACUUUAUAUACCUGUGAACCAACUUUGUAUAGAUCUGGGCAUGGAAGAGUUCCACCACCUCUGGAAAAAAGUAGUACAAGUCUUGAACAUGCUGAAGGAGAUAAGGCAACUCUGUACAGUAGUACCUCUUCUACAAAAGCAACUCUGUAUGGAGUGAAGGAUAAUAGUUUUGAAGCAUUAUAUGAUACUGUCAAUGUCAAUGCUGUGAAAUAUUAUGGUAGUGUAGCUUCUGGUGAUAUUGAUCCUCAGUACAAUAUUACUACUACUCCACCCAUCUGCUUCUAUGGCUCAACAAAGUACCAGGAGCCUGACCUUCAUCCUGACAAAACUCCACCUACUGGUUCUCAUGCAAAGUCUUCAAUAAUUUCAACACCACAGGACUCAGGUGGCAUGACAGAUCACCAAGCAGACAAGAUAUGUUCACCCAAGCCUGAUACAUGUUCAGCUAGGAAUUCAGAUUGGUCUGCUCAGCAAGGGUCAAGUCCAAACAGCCAGCAUUCUGGAUGCUCAGCUGGUCCUCACAGUCCUCAACGAUUUUCUCACAAGCAAACACUCCUCAGACGGGCAUUCCAGGAGAUGAUGAAAAGUGAUUCCAACAAUUCAUCCACAGAGCAAACAAAGGAAAAAGAAAGUGUGAUACAAAGUAACCCUACAAAGACUGAAAUGAACAUGGCAGAUGAAUCAAAAAGUAAAGAAAUGGAAACACCAGGCUCCACCACUGCUCAGUCAUCAUCAGAAAGAACAUCAUCUGUAGAUAUUAAAAGUAUAAAAUCUCAGUGUCCUGAUAUUACUCCAUCUCUAUCACUAAGUAAGUGGCCAUCAGAACCAACUGAGAGUCACAUCUUUUCAUAUUCUCCAAAGUCAAUAGCAACACCAAUUAAUUCAGAGAAAGAUGUGAUUGAUCCAGUUUGUACUGAAAACAAAAUAUCAACUUCUUCAACAAACAUACAAGAAGGUGCAGAAAAUGUUGCCAGUAAGAUAGAUCUCAAUAAAAAAAUAGUGAUGACAGAAAAUAAUCCAAACAUUAAAGAAAAUGACAGUGAUAAGCAGACUUCAUUGGGAAAAAUCAAUAAUGAUAAGAAUAUGAAAAUUCCAGAAAAUUCUAAAGAUCUGCAAAGUGAUGUUAUUGACUGCAUAGGGAGUGAAUCUGGUGAUAUUGAUAUGAAAGUCUUAAAAGAAGAGAUUUGUUAUAAAGGUGAUGGCAAAAGUCAGGAGGAUGCUGAAGUACAGCCAAGGUUGCUUCUUUCUGUACUAUAUAAAGAACUAAUGAAAACACGACAGGAAGUAGAAAAAUUGCGAAAAGUACAAGAGUUGAUGCUGACAGAAAAAGAAGAAAAGAAGGAAGAUGGAGGUGAACAGAGCAGUGAGACCAAGAUAGAGUGUGAGAAAGCAGAUGAAAAUUCACAUAGUAAUGAAAGAAAUUCAGAAAAGAGAAAGGACCAUGAAAGCAGUGAUGUAGAAUUAAAAAUUGAUGAUGAUGAUGAAUGUCACUUCCAUGAGAGUAAAAGAUCAAAAAUUAGUAUACGCAGUGACCUUUUGCCAAGAGAAGACAAUGUUGAUCUUGAUACUACCUCCCAUAAUACUUCAGUUUCACAAAAAAUCAUCUCUCAUUCACACCAAAUCUCUUCAGCCACACUCAAAAACCUAACUCAGGUUCAGUCCAAUUUGGAAAUUUCUAUGACUUCUUUAAAGGGUUCAUCUGUACCUGAGACUAGUCAUGCAUCACAAGUAAAUCCUGCCAUGCCAGCUGUUAGUCCUGGCUUAUCAAGUAGUAUUGCAAUCUCACCUAAUACAACCACUCCCCUACUUAGAGGACACUCAAGUGCAAGUCCAGGAGUGUCAAGUCCAGGAAUACCAAGGUCUAGCCCAGGGAUACCAAGACCUAGUCCUCCUAUUACAAGAACAAGUCCUGGAAUAACAAAAUCUAAUAGUGGAAGCAUCAUUGUCAGUCCAGGAGGUUCGAUUAGUCCUGCAAUGCCAAGUAGCAGUCCUGGAAUAGCAAGGAAUAGUCCAGGAGUUCCACAAAAUAGUCCUGGAGUACUAAGAAUGAGUCCAGGACUUCCAAGGAUACAUUGUGGGAUACCAAGGAUUAGUCCUGGGGGACCUUUGGUUAGUCCUGUGGCACUAGUAGUCAGUCCUGCAACGUCAGUAAUUAGUCCUGGAGCACCAAUGGCCAGUCCUGGGGCACCAAUGGCCAGUCCUGGGGUACCAAUGGCCAGUCCUGGAGCACCUAUGGCCAGUCCUGGAGCACCAAUGACCAGUCCUGGGAGACCAAUGGCCAGUCCUGGGAGACCAAUGGCCAGUCCUGGGAGACCAAUAGCCAGUCCUGGGGUAUCAGUGGUCAGUCCUGGUUCGUCAAGAAAUGGCCUAGGAUUAAUAAGAAAUGACUCAGAAGUAACUAUUGUCAAUCCUGGAAUACUUCAUAUGAGCCCUAGUUCAAGUCAAGGGAAUGUGUUCAGUACACCAACAAACCCAUCAUCAGCAGAAGACCUUCAUAUGUCUUAUAGUGAUCCAGCUGUUACCACUGCUCAGCCAAAGGUGACAACUAUACAAACUGUUACUAGCCCUGUAGUACCAGUUCCCAGAUUUCCUCAGAUUCCUAUCACAAGUACAGCAGUUCCUGUUAUUAGUCCAACUGGAGGGAAAAGAAAUCCAAUCACUUCAAAAAUCGAUCAAGCAGCAACUACAUCAUUGAAAAAGACAACUACUCCCCUAACAAACAUGAGUCCAACCAAGUUACGCUCUGUAUUCGGAAUAUCCAAUUCUGAGGUAGAGCUCAUGCCUGUAUCAGUUGAACCAAAGCAGACUCUUCAUGAACCUCAGCCUCGGACAUUCUUAAACCUGAUUGAAGACCAGCAUCAUCAAACAACAGAAAUGCCUCUUCUCCUCAGUGCUGUACAGGGAGUUCACCAAGAGAGUGGCUCCAAAAAUGUUGAGUCGUCAUCUAGUCAUGGAGCAGUGCCUUUCCACAGUCUUGCAGGUCAUGAGGAUCUUAAGAGGAUAAGUAAAGCCCACCAGUAUCCAGGGGAAAUUAAACGACAUGCUCUUUCCACUUCUGAUCUCCCAGACCAUGCAUCAUCUGCCUGCAAGCAACCUCCUCCACUCAAGCCAGCAACCACCUUACUCAGAAGACAUUCAGAUAAUAUGGACAUUCAUUCAGCGAUGCACCAUCAUGCUAUGUAUGGUGGCACACGCAAAAACUCCACAAGUUCUCUUCAUUCUUCUGCUGCAGUAGCAGAACAUAAAAAUGCAAAUGCAGCACAUCCAUUUAAUCAUCCUCAGUACAGCCCUACACAAUAUCCCUUACCAAAUCCAAGAGGAAGAAGAAAUACUGAUACAAACUCUACAGAAAGGAAUCGAGGAUAUCAGCAGGCUGUGUCCAUGGGAAUGCAACACCAGUUUCCACAUUUACCCUCUGGAUCAUCAGUAAUGAGAAGCCUUGGACCAGACAAAGCUACUAUUUUUCCUAUAACACCAACUAUGCCUGCAGCAAUUCGUCCCUUCAGGCCCUCAGCUCUACCUCCUGCCACUCGAGCUCAGCUAGAACAGUUGCAGAAUGAAAACUUUUAUCGAACAAAUUUCUCAUUUUUUGAGAAAAUCAGAGAAAAAUUUGCUCAACCUUGUGACAAUGGCAUCAGUGCCAUGGAUAGAUUACAGGCAUCUACAGCAAAUGUAGAAAAGCCCAUGCAACCACAAACCUUUGCACCUCGAGUUCUAGUUCGAGAAUCUAUUCCAGAAGCUCAUACACCAACAACCUCAUACACAACAAUGCAUUUUCCAAAUCAAAACCAACCAGCACAUAAUGUUAUGCCCAGCCACCAGAAUCACUUCUCAACUAACAUGCAUUCUGGUCCAAGUCUUCAGCACUUAGCUCAAGCUAGACUUCACAAUCAAGCAACUUCCAGCAUGCAACGUGUUAACAGUUCAAGUUUGAGAAGUGGAGAGAAGUUGUGUUUCCACUGUUCUCAACAAGCUCGAUUCAUAUGCUCUGGAUGCAAGAAAGCUUGGUACUGCUCAGAACAAUGUCAGCGUGAACAUUGGAGCGUCCAUAGUUCUGCUUGUGUUUUAUGAUUUGAAGUACGUGUGUGAUGUGCAGACUCAUGUACAUGUGUUAAUUUAUGUAUUUCAUGCAUAAGUUUUGAGUAAAAUUUCAUUUUAUUUAAAACAAUGUGCAGAUAACUUUUUUAAAUGAAUGUUAUAUAUGAAUUAAAGCUUCUGUGAUAUGUAUGCACCAAGAACUAACACAGUUGUUCACAUGAAUGCACAACAGGUGAUUUGAAUGAAGUCUAUAGAUAUCCAGUACAGGUUAUAUAGGUACUGUGUAUCAUGAUUUAUGACAUAACCCAAAAUCUUCAUGGCUUCAUUAGAAGGUUGUGUAUUGUAGCAAGUAUAUUAUCAUUUUGAAAAUAUUCUUACAUCAACAGUUUUUCUUAUUUGUCCUCUCUUUUUUUUUUUUUUCUUUUUCUUUUUUACAUUGACAAUUUAUUGCUCAUUUCAACAACAUUAAACAAUGGUCACAAAAUUGGUAUCAUUUCAGUAUAUCUUGUAUUCUUUUUUUCCUGUUAAUCAUGACAAAAUUUAUUCUAUGUAUUGGUGUUAAAUUCUGAAAUGAUCAAGACAAAAGACAUGCAAAUUCAUUAUGAAUUCAUUGUUCAUUAACCUACAGUAUGAAUAAAAGAUGAGAAAUGAGUAUGGUAAGUAUUUGAAUUUUGUAAAGUUAUGGAGUUAUUAUCUUGUAAUAAUCAUGUUUAAAAGUAGACUUCAUAUAACACCUAAGUAGUACAUACAUUCUACAGCAGUGUACAGGUUUUCCUUGCAUCAUUACAAAGCAAUAAUACACUUGGUUCAGUACAUGUUGCCCUUGUGCAUUCUAAAUGUAGUCAUGUCUUUAGUUGUGAAAUGUUAUUUAUAACAUUAAUUUUUAAUGAUCAAUGAAAGUUUCAUACCUAUAACUCAAAAUCCCAAGUCUUGUUUCAUUGAUACAGAAAUUUCAUAAAUGUACUAUUUUUUGUAAUCCAUUUUUCUAUUGAAAUUAGACUUUAAGAUAGAGUUUUAUAUAUGUAAUGUAAGAUGUUAAUAUUUAAGCAUUAUUUGUUAUUAUAUCUGAUAUUGGGACAGAAAACUCUUUGCUUUCCUUAGCUAUGUAAUAUUUGAGCAGUUUGAAAAUUCAGUGCCAUAUCCUCCAUUAUUUUUAUAUUCAUGUUAUUUAUUUUCUCAGUCAAAAAGAGCUGUAACCUGGAGGUGCACACACACUGAGCUAAACAUAUCUUAGUAUAUAAGGUGUGAUAUUUUUAUAACUUUCUUACUGUUGACUGUACAUAUUGACUUAUCAUUGUAGUACAAGAAUUUUAGACCUUUGUGUACCUAUAAGUACAGUAAAAAAGUGUACGCAAGUUUUCUGUAAAGAAGUUAGAUAUGGAGAAGACAAUAAAUGUUGAGUGUUUGUUUAUCUCUACUCAUGAGUGAAAUGAAUGAAAGCCAUGCAAACUAUCAUGUAGAAAUAAAGAAAUACCAAUUGCA
This is a messenger RNA of Portunus trituberculatus (swimming crab), 10846 nucleotides long. RefSeq names its product microtubule-associated protein futsch-like. Lineage: Eukaryota; Metazoa; Arthropoda; Malacostraca; Decapoda; Portunidae. The record is from RefSeq and is a predicted model, not a curated record.